Molecule: messenger RNA, 3574 nt
Organism: Hemibagrus wyckioides
Lineage: Eukaryota; Metazoa; Chordata; Actinopteri; Siluriformes; Bagridae
Gene: usta
Product: uronyl 2-sulfotransferase a
Exons: 8
Coding region: 223-1443 (406 amino acids)
Cellular component (GO): membrane
Molecular function (GO): sulfotransferase activity
Source: RefSeq, a predicted model, not a curated record
UCCUGGCUCAGUAAUCUGACACCGGCACUAACCCGGGGAAACAGGAUGGAUUCCCGACUUCACUUCAGCACAGAAAAGAAUGGUUGAGCAACAGAGAGACGCUGAGGAGCAGUGUGAACGCGGGCUCUGAGGCUUCUGUGUUUCUAAAUGCGCUACACAAAGUUUGUCCCUAAAGCUGCGGAUGGGUGACGACCACUCUCAGCGCUUCCAUGCAAGGAGACGAUGAAGAAUCACAACGGCAGCCCCAGACUAAACCACCAUCAGACUGCAAAUCACACCAGAGAUCGGAACGGUAAGAAGGGAGAUUGGCUGUCGGCCCUUUGGCUGCGCUUCUCACUGCGUGAUUAUGGCUUCUGCAUGGGCACACUGCUGCUCUUCAGCCUCGGCUCGCUCUUCUACCAGCUCAACGGCGGACCCCCGAGACUCCUGCUCGACAUGCGCCAGUAUCUCGGAGAAUCCACAUUUAUGGAUGAUCACGGUCCCCCUGUCCCAAAGGUGCUGCCAUUCCCCAGUCAGGUGAUCUAUAAUCGAGUUGGGAAAUGUGGCAGUCGCACUGUGGUGCUGCUCCUCAGGAUUCUGGCUGAGAAACACCAGUUUAACCUGGUUUCUUCCGACAUCCACAAUAAAACCAGACUCACCAAGCACGAGCAGGUGGAUUUGAUGAAGAACAUCAGCACGAUCCCGGAGCCCUUCCUGUACACCAGGCACGUUCACUUCCUCAACUUCAGCAGGUUCAGGAUGGAGCAGCCUGUCUACAUUAACAUCAUCAGAGACCCCAUUAACCGCUUCCUCUCCAACUACUUUUUUCGCCGCUUCGGAGACUGGAGGGGUGAGCAGAAUCACUUGAUCCGGACGCCUCGGAUGAAAGACGACGAGAGAUACCUGGACAUUAACGUGUGUAUCCUGGAGAACUUCCCCGAGUGCUCAAAUCCUCGCCUUUUCUACAUUGUGCCGUAUUUCUGUGGUCAGCAUCCUCAGUGCAGGGAGCCAGGUGUAUGGGCGUUAGAGCGAGCCAAACAGAACGUCAUGGAGAACUUUCUCCUGGUGGGAAUUUUAGAGGAGCUGGAGGAUGUGCUGCUCCUGCUUGAGAGACUGCUACCUCACUACUUCAGCGAUGUGCUGAACAUCUACCACAGCCCAGCUUUUUGGAAGGUGGGUAAUCUGACAGGAACAGUGAAGAAGCACAUGCCCACGUUGGAGGCCUUGCAGGUGCUGUACCGCCGCAUGAGGUACGAGUACGACUUCUACAACUUCGUGCGCGACCAGUUCCACCUGGUGAAAAAGAAGAUCGGCCUCAAGUCGACACACCCGAGCUCGGCGCAAGAGCGUGACUUUCUACGGGAGCUCGCUCUACGAACCAACGACCCACUGGACGAGGACGACGAAGACGAGGAGGACAAUACUGCUCUGGAAGACGCCAACAACUGGUUGGUGCAACCUUGAAUGUCGCCAUGGAGAUUCGAUAUCUCGUAGGAUUCAAGUGGUGUGAGAGCAUUCCCAAGAGCACUUUGUGUGUGUGUGUGUGUGUGUGUGUGUACACAUGAUAUCGAUACCCGUAUUUUUAACGGGGGACUUUAAAAUCCACCAGGACAGCUACAAUGCAUGGAUGGGCCUAAUUUAAUAUAUUCAAAAAUACAAGACAAAAGACAAUGUACAAAUGAAUUUAUCUUUUGUCUUUUUUUUAUUAUUAUUAUUAUUAUUAUUAUUAUUAUUAUUAAGAAUGCUUUUUUGCUUUGUUUAAAAAAAUGAAAGAAAAUGGACUCCGAAAACAGAGUUGUGGUCUUUUGUUUUUAGUGUGUGUUUAUAGAGUUUAAGGUUUAAAUGGAGAUUAAAUGGAAGAACAUUUACAGUCUUCAUUACGGUGGAGUUGAAAAAAUGACACGCAGAUCAGAUUUGUGUUGGAUUUCAAAUAAGAGCCACACUAAGAGAGGUCACUAAAGAGGUCAUUAAAACCAAACACGCUUUACACUGAAGCCUUACACUUCCCUCUGCAUGAGGGAGAAUUAAAAAAAAAUCAAAUGUGGAUAUAUUUAUUAAGAAACUCUUCUUCUCCUUUUCUUCCUUUCUGCAAUUCGUGUGAAUUAAAUCCAUGAUAAAGAAUGUGUGUGUGUGUGCACGUGUGUGCGUACUAUUUCUAAACCUAACCCUAACCUCAGGAAUGCCCCCCCCCUUUAAUGCUUUAUUAAAAAUUCCUGAUCUUGCCAUGAAGAGAUGUUUUAUUAAAGCCCCAAAACACUACAUGCAAUAAUAUAUAUACACUGAUCAGGCAUAACAUUAUGACCACUGAGAGGUAAAGUUAAUUGCACUGAUGAUCUCCUCGUCAUGGCACCUGUUAGUGGGUGGGAUAUAUUAGGCAGCAAGUGAACAUUUUGACCAACACAAUAUUAGGCAGGUGGUCAUAAUGUUAUGCCUGAUCGGUGUAUAUAAUAUAAUAUUAAAUAAUAUUAAUAUAACCAUGCCAACUCAGACCACAGCAGUGUCUUCUGGACACCUCAGGAUCUCUGACGUGUGCGAUAAAAUAUACAUAAAUUACCUUGUGUGUUAAAUAAAGAAUGACAUCAUGUAACAUUGGUGGAAAUUAUUCAUAAUCAGGAAUUACACUUUCGAUAGAAAACACAUGAGGAGCUUGUGUUCUGCCCAAGAAAGAUUUUUCAAUACUUUACAGCUUUACCACAAAGCACUGACACUGGAGACUCCUUACAAAAAAUGCUAAAUAAAAAAAAUCUCAGCAGAAAAUGUUUCCAAGUGGAGCUCCUGCCAUAGAAAGAAGCUGUUCAUCUGUUACUAUGGAAACGAAUCAAGACCUCCGGACCAAUCAGAGCAGAGAAUUCAGCAGGACAGUAUUAAAUCCCCUGACAGAAGCCUGAUUAGAUGUUUUGUAAGGUAAGAUUGACGUUUUUAUAUAUUACAUUUUUUGAUAAGAAUGAUUUAUAUGAAGAUUUUUAACGUAAGCAGUAAUUAAGGCAGAGUCUGUGAGCGUACAUAUGGAAAUGUGGGUGUGUCCUGAGUCUGUAUAGAGCUAUUUAUAGCUAACGGAUUUUCUCAUUUUGCAUGCAUGUAAUCAUCACAGUUUAAUGCCAGCUAACGGAAUGUUCCAGAAAACAAACUCCAAAACAUUUGGCUCACGCUAUGACAUCGAGCUUGUUUGACAUGAUGUAAGGUGUCCAGCUUGACCAGGUCCAUUUCCUCUAAUGACUCGUUAGUGUGUCACACAAGUGGCAUGUAGGGAGGAGUAUGGAGCUGGAAUUUCUGGAAUCUCAUUUUUACAAUCAUUUUGUAUUUCCUUCAGGACUUUUAUUAUGGCAGUGAAUAUAGCUGUGUAUGUCAUGGUUGGCUAAUUAAAUAAUAUGUUAAUAAGCAGUUAAGCUGCUGACUAGACACAUGUCCUAGCAGAUUCAUUCUUGUUCCUAUUUUCUGUUUUAGGAAAGAAAAUUACAUCAUGAGAGUGAAAUGUGGUUCUGAAAUCCUCAGUGAUGUUGACUUGAUCCCUCUGGUCUGUAAAGGCUUGGCUUAAAUACUCAAAAGUAUUGGCACCGGCCCUUUAAAAUGGGGUUCAGUUGCAGGCAAAGUUGAC